GAUUAACGAGGAAGUGAUGCUUACGAUAUUGUGUGUGUGUGUGUGGUAUAACGGCUGUCACGCAACUUUUGGGAUUGCUCACUGACUUGACCUAACGGUUCGACUUUCUUGGAUUAGUGAUUGUAGAAAACGGGCAUACAUGGGCCGACUGGGAUCAAAAGUGUCCCUGUAAGAUCGCGAAGAAACACCGCGAGGGGGGAUCCUUAAUCGUCUCCAGGACUGGACUCGUUAAGGAACAGACUUUGAAAGCUCAAGAAAAAAAGGACCAGCCUCAGGUUUCGGCUACAAGAGACAGAAAAGUGAUUCAUCUUAAAACUAAUACAGGGAGUAAUUGAGACAGUUUUUUAAUAAGUUCGGAUAUGCAAACCAUUACUGAAUCGUCCUUUAAUAACUCAGUGAUAGGGGUUUUCUCAGAAGAUGCGAACAGCGUCCAGAAUCAUAAAGCUAUUUCAAAGUACGAAGACUUUGGUUUUAAACUCGCAGUGAUAGCUUCCAUUGUCAGCACAGCCGUAAUUUUAUUGAUGAGCGUGGCUUUUUUAACCAAUUGUCUGAUCAAAUGUGUGAAGAAGAGUGAGAGAAGGAAACAACAGAGACAAUUGCAAACCUGGUACCAGAUUGAAUGUGAUGUAAUGGAAGGGUCAAGAGACUUUUUCCAUGGACACAAAGGCAGAAACAAUAACAACAAUAAACUCUGGGCUAGUACAUUAACAACAGAAUUAGGAGUGGAUGGUUUGGAGAAUAUCAGAUUUUCCAGGUGCCAAGAGAAGAUCACAAAUGACUUUGAAAUCACAGCAGAUUGCAGGCAAAAUGGACCCCAGAAAUCUUUUCAACCAUUGAAUCCACAGGUUUCUAGAAAAUACGAAUUCACUGAGUCAGUGAUUUUAUUGGAUCCACUUACUGACAGGCACAUUGUUGAAACUGACAAAUCUCAUCAAUCCCAACAUAAAUCUGCUCACUAUAUUCCAAGAUAUCAUCCUUGACACAGGAAUCGCUGAAUACCUGUCAAUAUAAUGGUAACUGAGCAGACAUGGGUACAGAACAUAAAUACUUGGAAGUGACAUGUGCCUUAUGACAAUGAUUAACAUAUCAGCAGACUUGAUUUUAUUUAAAUUUUAUUGAGGAAAUGUUUACGUUCAAAGAAAACAAUGUUCACCAAUGACAAUCAGCCAUUUCAAGGAACUCACAUAUCUGUUUGAAGAUCAUGAAUAAACAUUGGCUCUGGAUUGGUAUGAAUAAUUAACUUCGAAUUUCUGUAGUGCAGUUCUUGAAGCAUGGCCGUUAUUAUUUACUCCUCUGUAACUCACAUACAAUAAUUGUAUGUCUGGCUUAACGUCUGUUUAAUGUACUUGUUAAACUAAUCAUUUUCAUUAUUAUUCACAUUUCUCAUACAAUUGCAAAUUAAGCUAAUGAAUCCAUUACUACACUAGCUAACUUCAGACCUAUCAUAUUUUAAGAUGAAAUGCAGCAAGUUUUUGCCUCAAGAACUUUUCAUCCAGUUAUACUACAGCCAAAACAAGAUAAAUGAAGAAUGGUGUCAUCCAAACCUUCUUGUUGAAUUAACAUUGGAUAACUGCGGACAUGACUUUUGAUUAGCCUUAUACACAAAUUAAGAUUUGAAAAUAACUUCACACCUUGGAGCAUACAUAUAUACAGUUACUUUCAAAGUAUCUUCGUGACUAUUCAUUUUGACCAUGAGAGUUUCUUGCUAUUGAAAAAGAUGAGUGUGGGCCAGCUCUGUAAAUGUUGAAUUGCUGGUCAGCACUGUUUUUUAUUUGUUGAAGCAAGAUUAAACUUGAUUGUUCUAGUAUUCA
Messenger RNA from Chiloscyllium plagiosum (whitespotted bambooshark), 1811 nucleotides. RefSeq names its product sushi domain containing 3 (gene susd3). The record is from RefSeq and is a predicted model, not a curated record. Lineage: Eukaryota; Metazoa; Chordata; Chondrichthyes; Orectolobiformes; Hemiscylliidae. Gene Ontology annotation, cellular component: plasma membrane.